GCAAAGGGCCAAGGCCAAAAGUGCCAUCCCUAGGCCCAACUGCAUUUCACACUUCUGAUCGGAAUUAAGUAAUAUCAACAAAUUCGCAAAAUGAGCGCCCUACGACAGGCUUUCAGGAUCAGCGCAGGCGUGGCGAGGCGCACACUAUACACAUCUAGCCGAAAAACACAAAUCGAUGCUUUCAAACAUCCCAUUAUCCAGUUGCAACUGCAUCAACUUGCAACCAAAACACAAACAGCUGUUUGGGGAAACAACAACAACUACACGUGCAUUUGCCGCAGGCUGCACUGCACCAAACCGGUGGAAGAUGCGGACAAGACGGUGGCCACCAGCAGCGUUCCCCUGGCCAAGCUGGAGUCCAAGAUGCAGCUGAUCUACACCUGCAAGGUGUGCCAGACGCGGAACAUGAAGACUAUUUCGAAGGUGGCCUACCAGCGCGGCGUCGUCAUCGUGACCUGCGAGGGCUGCUCCAACCACCACCUAAUCGCCGACAAUCUCAACUGGUUCACGGACCUGGAGGGCAAGCGCAACAUCGAGGAGAUCCUGGCGGAGAAGGGCGAGAAGGUGGUCCGCCUGACCGAUGGCAACUGCGAGUUUCUGCCCAAGAACGAUUAAAGUGGCGUGAUUUUAACUGAA
This is a messenger RNA of Drosophila biarmipes, 636 nucleotides long. Its product is annotated as DNL-type zinc finger protein. The transcript has 2 exons. Lineage: Eukaryota; Metazoa; Arthropoda; Insecta; Diptera; Drosophilidae. The record is from RefSeq and is a predicted model, not a curated record. Gene Ontology annotation, cellular component: mitochondrion. Gene Ontology annotation, molecular function: zinc ion binding; protein-folding chaperone binding. Bases 91 to 615 code for a protein of 174 amino acids. Gene Ontology annotation, biological process: protein stabilization; protein folding; protein import into mitochondrial matrix.